UUCUUUUAGACUUUAGUGUAUUUGUCUCCUCCUUUAUAUCCCAUCCCCAUGAUAACAAAAAAAAAAUGAUUUCAUUUCCUAUAAAAAAGUUGAAAUUCAACAAAAUAAAAUUUAUCCAUAAUUCUCUCUAAUUCCUCACUCUUUUUUCUCUCUCAAUACGAAAAUGGAGGAUCAUUGUACUCCUCUAAGCUUGGCAUACUUCUAUCAAGAUGAGGGAAUCGAAGAAUUAAGGCAUUGUUUGGUGUACAUAACAGAGCUAGAGGCAACAGUAUUUUCAGCAAAAGAAGAGAUUAAAAAAAGAGAAAUUGAGAUAAUUAAUCUCAAAGAUGUUUUAAAUAAGACAAUCAAACAAAGAAAUGAAGCUCAGCAAGAAUCUCAAAACUUAAUUCUUGACAAACUUGUCCUUCAACAGCAGCUUAAAGAAGAGCAGCAGCAGCAGCAAGAUACUCUUAAUCCUCCAAUUUCUGGCACUUGUAGCAGUGAGGAGGAAAGUGACUUCAACAAUCACAUUACUAUCUCCUCUUCAAAAUUCAAUAAUCCGCUUUUAGCGGCGGAACCGGAAAUUUUUCGUAAGGUCCCACAUUGUCGGAUUUUUAAUCGGCAACAAUCCGGUGAGCUAGAUGAUGAUGAAGUGAUGGUAAAGUUAGCAGCAGAUAGAGAAUUACCAAAAAAUGGUAAAUUCUUACAGGCAGUGAAAGAAGCUGGACCACUUCUACAAACCCUUUUGCUUGCCGGACCUCUUCCACAGUGGCAACAUCCUCCUCCGCAGCUAGACUCCGUCGAGAUUCCACCGGUCACCAUUUCUGCUCCGGCCACCGCGAACCAUCGUCUGAUUCACCAAGAUUCUUUUAAUAGUUAUAGUACUCCUUGUCUGAGCAAGAAAAGGGGUGAAAGGAGUCCUGAUUCUUGUUAUUCUCCCAUUAGCAAGUAUCAAAAAAUUAGUCUUCAUUGAUUUUUUUACGAGUACUCACUCCCCGGGUCGAAGUCCAAAAUCAUUGUUAAAUCUCGGGAUGUGGACAGACCGGUCUUCAUUGAUUUUGAAGUUAAUUUAGACAUAAUUUUCUACUAUAUAUUUUUAAUAUUUUUCAUACUGUAUUAAGGUGAUCAGGAUGAAAUGUAUGACUAGUUUAGUUUCAUGUUCUUAGUCUGAAAAUUUGUUUUGUU
Mercurialis annua (annual mercury) is the source of this 1164-nucleotide messenger RNA. RefSeq lists its product as uncharacterized. NCBI's taxonomy places the organism in Eukaryota, Viridiplantae, Streptophyta, Magnoliopsida, Malpighiales, Euphorbiaceae. The transcript is spliced from 3 exons. The record is from RefSeq and is a predicted model, not a curated record. Bases 164 to 952 code for a protein of 262 amino acids.